Messenger RNA from Exophiala mesophila, 474 nucleotides. RefSeq lists its product as uncharacterized. The record is from RefSeq and is a predicted model, not a curated record. NCBI's taxonomy places the organism in Eukaryota, Fungi, Ascomycota, Eurotiomycetes, Chaetothyriales, Herpotrichiellaceae. The coding region runs from base 1 to 474 and encodes 157 amino acids. The transcript is spliced from 2 exons.
AUGGGGAACAAUACAGCCGAUACGCAAUGGCCAUUGGCUACAGUCGUUAGCGAAGACAAAAAAGAACUUCUUGAUCGAUACUUUAGCUUACUCGAUAUAAAUGAGCCCACUUCAGGAGAAAAGAUCGCCCAGCUAUACACCGAAGACGGAUGGUUGUUAGGUCCAGCUGGACUAGUCAAAGGGCGAGAGGCAAUCAAAGCCUCUCGCGAGCAUGCUUGGGUCGUAAUCAAGAAGAGGACCCACAAGCUGAUUCGUGUCUACGCAUUCGACACAGAGGCCAACGACUUGCUGAUCAUCGGCAAUGCUGUUCAGGGUCUCGCAAAUGAGAAAACGGUCUCAGGCGAAUGGGUUGCGAGAAUCUGUUUUGACAAGUCUUCUGCUGGCGAUGUGCAAUUAAAGUCGCAUCAAGUUUGGGCGGUACCUAUGACACAGCGCGGCCUGGAGGCCCUCCAAAUUUACAAAGACAGACACUGA